GCUCCAUUCUUUCUCUUAGGGGUGGUGGCCGCUGUUUUGCUUCGUAGCUUCCAGAUCGGCAGGAAAGCAUGGGAAUGUAGCGAGGGAAUUACCCAGUUAACUUGCCUCAAAGUUCCUUACAAGUUGUUGCAACUUAUCCACGAGGUGCUCCACGUAGCCUGGAACUCCGCCGAAACCACCUCGGCCCUUCAGAAACGCUUCUCGAAGGCUUCCGAAGCGAGUGAACCCGGACAAAGAACCGAGUCGAGGGCUAGCGUCAACGUUAGCUGGCUGCCGGGCUAACUUAACACUCCGGCGCAAUGCAGGCCAUAAAGUGUGUCGUUGUCGGGGACGGAGCUGUGGGUAAGACCUGCCUGCUCAUCAGUUACACCACCAAUGCCUUUCCUGGAGAAUACAUCCCCACAGUGUUCGACAACUACUCAGCCAAUGUGAUGGUGGAUGGAAAGCCAGUGAAUCUGGGUCUGUGGGAUACAGCAGGACAAGAAGACUAUGACAGACUCCGCCCACUUUCUUACCCACAGACGGAUGUGUUUCUCAUCUGCUUUUCUCUCGUGAGUCCCGCCUCGUUCGAAAACGUCCGUGCCAAGUGGUUCCCAGAGGUGAGACAUCACUGUCCCAACACCCCCAUCAUUCUGGUGGGGACCAAGUUGGACUUGAGAGAAGACAAGGACACACAAGAGAAGCUGCGGGAGAAAAAGCUUGCACCCAUCACUUAUCCACAAGCUCUGUCGAUGGCCAAAGAGAUUAGUGCUUUUAAGUACCUGGAAUGCUCGGCUUUGACUCAGCGCGGCCUUAAAACUGUGUUCGACGAGGCCAUCCGGGCCGUCCUCUGCCCUCCACCCAUGAAGAAGAACAAGAGGCGCUGCGCCCUCCUCUAAGACUCGCUGGGUGCUUGCGGUAAAGGCGGCAAAUAGAAGAAGAAACUCCAGAUAUCUACAGCAGUAGUGCCGACCAUUCCCGAGCAACCACGAGUCUAGUCAUAAUCGAAGGACGCGGUUGGACGAGUAUCUAAUUCAUUAACAUCAUAUGCUCUAUAAGCAACACUAUGACAAUUUUAAAUUCUUGAGGCCUUCUGAAGUGGAUUGUUUUUUUUUUGUGUGUGUGUUCACGGUGGGUUCAGUGACGGUGGGAAUUUUCAAUUGGUUUCUACUGGUCGUCCAAUAUUUUUGUUUACAGGUUUGGCGGAAGAAUCGUUGCCAAAUACAUUAUGCAAACGUUCUCUGUGCUGGCUGAUGCUUUCUCUCUCUCUAACCAUCACAACUCUGCCGUCUUUCAAUGUAGCUGUCACCAGCUCUCCUGCUAGCUAGCUCAUCGCCGACACUCUCCUAGAUUAAAUGUCACCACCUGUGCUUUUAAUCUGUGCAGAAGCAUCCAGUAUUCUUCACAUUCUUCCACGGUUUCCCUGUAGAUCCCGUCUCAUUUCUGCCCACAAAGAUUGUAUAUUCCAUGAAGGGUCAGAAGUGUCGGGGAGGCGGGGAAAUAAGAGCACCUUUCAUUCAUAGUCUUGGGGCAUUUCUCAGAAACCUUUCUCGUGCAGCACAUUCAUGAUGUAGAAUUUGUCACUACAGAGCUAAGAGUCUCGUAAAAGCGUGCUCAUCUUUGUGAUCCAUCCUCACCAAGUUACACUCACUGUAUUGUAAAACUAACACUAUGAAUACUCGCGAUAAUCCUCAACGGUUCUUCACUUGUCUGCGUCUUUGUAAUUACUGUCAAUAGCAUGUAUAUGCGACGUAUACUUAAAACUACCAAUAUGAUUCGCAAGUUAUGUAUUUACGAAAAAAUGUUUAGGUCAAGGGUCAGGUAUGUUUUUGCUCUUCUCUGUAUUCAGACAUCAAGCUGCGCUUUUAAUAAAAGCCAACGUUGUCUCA
Messenger RNA from Synchiropus splendidus (mandarinfish), 1868 nucleotides. RefSeq names its product ras-related C3 botulinum toxin substrate 1-like. Gene Ontology annotation, biological process: establishment or maintenance of cell polarity; regulation of actin cytoskeleton organization; regulation of cell shape. Gene Ontology annotation, cellular component: plasma membrane; cell cortex; dendritic spine. The record is from RefSeq and is a predicted model, not a curated record. The transcript is spliced from 6 exons. Gene Ontology annotation, molecular function: protein kinase binding; GTPase activity; GTP binding. NCBI's taxonomy places the organism in Eukaryota, Metazoa, Chordata, Actinopteri, Syngnathiformes, Callionymidae. Bases 300 to 878 code for a protein of 192 amino acids.